CCGGGCCAUGGCGGAGCCGAGCGCGGCGGCCCCGCCCCUCCAGUGAUAACAGAGGCAAAGCCCUGACCCGUGGCAUCCCGGGGAGGAAAGGCUCAGCUCUCUGACAGUGUGCCGGCUCAGAGUGGAUUUCUAAUCUCUUUCCUGUGAAAGAAAAGGCUGUAGGUGCCAAACCAAAAGGGCAAAGUGAUUUGCCCCAAUGAGGAGUGAGUCUGGACCUGCCGAGAGGUGACGGGGCUGCGCGGCGCAGGGCGCUCCUCGGGAUGCUGUAGCCAUCACACAGCACUCGGCUCCACCCAGGAAAGGCACACAGGGGGAGGACCUGGGGCUGCAAAUCUGGAGUUUCUCUGCAGCAAAGACUGCCAAAAACUUGAGUUCUGUCCUGCAAAACACCCACUGCAGCUGGGCUCCGUGUGUGCCGAUUUACUUUCACCCUGUGUCGUCCUGAAGCGACAGGCUCAGAGCGAGCCCCCUCCCCAGGUGUCUGCGAGCCAUAAUGAGGGGCUUGACCUCCAACCGCGCUUCUGACCCGGAGGCCCUGGGGCUGCCCCGGCUUUUCGAGUGACGCGGGCGGAGGAGCGGGAGGAGCGAUGGCAGAGAAGUGCGACUGCCUGGCCAGCAUGUACGGCUACGACCUGGGCUGCCGCUUCGUCAACUUCCGCCCGCUGGGCUUCGGGGCCAACGGGCUGGUGCUGUCGGCGCUGGACAGCCGCAGCUGCCGAAAGGUGGCCGUCAAGAAGCUGACCCUGGGCGACGCGCGCAGCGUGAAGCACGCCUUCCGCGAGAUCAAGAUCAUCCGCCGCCUCGACCACGAGAACAUCGUCAAGGUCUACGAGGUGCUGGGCCCCAAGGGCGCCAACCUGCGCGGGGACUUCUUCAAGUUCAACAUGGUGUACAUCGUGCAGGAGUACAUGGAGACGGACCUGGCGCGGCUGCUGGAGCAGGGCAAGCUGGCCGAGGAGCACGCCAAGCUCUUCAUGUACCAGCUGCUGCGCGGGCUCAAGUACAUCCACUCGGCCAACGUGCUGCACCGCGACCUCAAGCCCGCCAACAUCUUCAUCAGCACGGAGGACCUGGUGCUGAAGAUCGGCGACUUCGGCCUGGCCAGGAUUGUGGAUCAGCACUACUCACACAAGGGGUACCUCUCUGAAGGCCUGGUGACAAAGUGGUACCGCUCUCCCCGCCUCCUGCUGUCGCCCAACAACUACACCAAAGCCAUCGACAUGUGGGCAGCCGGCUGCAUCCUGGCCGAGAUGCUGACCGGGAGGAUGCUCUUCGCUGGGGGCCACGAGCUGGAGCAGAUGCAGCUGAUUCUGGAGACAAUCCCUGUUAUCCACCAGGAGGACAAAGAGGAGCUGCUGAAGGUGAUGCCCAUGUUCAUCAACAGCACGUGGGAGGUGCGGAAGCCGCUGCGCAAGCUGCUGCCCGAGGUGGACAGCGAAGCUAUUGAUUUUCUGGAGAAAAUACUGACAUUUAACCCCAUGGAUCGACUGACAGCCGAGAUGGGCCUGCAGCACCCCUACAUGAGCCCCUACUCCUGCCCCGAGGACGAGCCGGUGUCGCAGCACCCGUUCCGCAUCGAGGACGAGAUCGAUGACAUCCUGCUGAUGGAAGCCAACCAGAGCCAGAUGUCCAACUGGGACAGGUACCACAUCAGCCUCUCCUCCGACCUGGACUGGAGGCACGACAAGCACCACGACAUGGACGAGGUGCAGCGGGACCCGCGCGCGGGCUCCGAGUGCACCGCGGAGGAGGCGCAGGUGGACCCGCGGAAAUACUCGCAGAGCAGCUCGGAGAGGUUCCUGGAGCUGUCCCACUCCUCCAUGGACCGAGUGUUUGAUGCCGACUGCGGGAAGUCGUGCGAUUACAAAGUGGGAUCACCCUCCUACUUGGACAAGUUGCUGUGGAGGGACAGUAAGCCCCACCACUACUCGGAGCCCAAGCUAAUCUUGGAUUUAUCCCACUGGAAAAGGGCAACCAUAGCACCCGCGGCUGAGCUGUCGCUGGAAGAGGAGCCAUCCAACCUCUUUCUGGAGAUUGCGCAGUGGGUGAAGAGCACGCAGGUGGGGCUGGAGUGCCCCGGUUCUCUCCCGGAGAUGCAGGAGCGGAGCCUGCCCUCCUCUCCUCACCGCCUGCACCAGGAACCCGCGGAGGUGAACAGCGAGACCGACCCCGAGUUUGACUUGGACGUCUUCAUCUCCAGGGCGCUGAAACUUUGCGCAAAACCCGAGGAUCUUCCAGACAACAAGCUCAACGAGAUCAACGGGGCCUGCAUCUCCGAGCACCCCGGGGACAUGGUGCAGGCAGAGGUGUACCAGAAGGAGCGGUGGUGAGGGACCGCCCUGCUCCCCUGGGACGGGCAGCCACUGCCCUGUGCCCUCCGACUGUCACUGAGCAUCCCUUUCUCACUCUGUACCAAAUGCCUUUUCUGGAAAAGGCGAGCACAAACCACACGCCCCUUUGGAUGCCUUAGAAGUGCUUCUAAGGGGAUCGAGGUACAAAUGAAAUACUGAGCUUCUUACACUGCCUUAACAAUCUUGCCUUGCGAUCUCUGGGACCUGUUUGAAACUGAAAUGUACGGGGGGAAUAAGGACAGUACAUGGUAGGUUUGCAAACAGUAGUCAAAUCAGCUUCCUUUCUUUUUCUAUAGCAACUUCAACUGACAAGGACAAAAUUAACAUUUUCAGUAUGGUCAAAUACCCUCCUGGUUGGACAGGUUCCCAAAACAAUGAACUCUGAACCCCUCUGAGGCACCUGUGUGAGUACAGGUUUGGAAUAAAGUGAUGCCAGCCAUCAGUCAGCAGAGAAUAGAACUAUAGGUAGAGUUUGGCCAUCAGACAAAAAAACCCAACUCCCUGAGAAUGUUAAUGGUGAGGAAAUUUGACCUACAGAGUAUGGGCCAUUGGGGAUUUGUUUUAUUUUCUCUGAGGAGAAGACACAAAUUUUGCUAAGUGCAUUCUGCUGGUUUGUGCUUUCUUACACCAAAAUCUUCCCUUCCGCUGCACGGGCUGCAGCAGGGGAUGCACGGGGAUCUGAGCUUUCCGAGCACUUAGGAGGGCCCACGUGAUGCAUCUCAGUGUGACAGCCUGGUGCUGCGGGUCCUGCCUCGGACAGCUGCCCACUAGACCAGCAAAUCCCAGCAGUGAGGGCUGGACGGGAGCUGAGCUGGGAAUAGGGUGUCCCACGGUGUGAUGCUGCUGGCACCACCAGCCACACAGACUCAGCAAGUCACCUCUGCUACUGAAAAAGGAAUUAAACUACUACUGCUUUUCCUUCUGGCAAAGAUCUCGUGAAGAAAACAACAGUUCCUGUGGCAUCAGAUUCGUAACUGGCCACUUUGCUCCCAGUUUCUGUGGAAGAUGCUGGUGUCAGCAGGCAACUCUGUGUAAAUAGAGGAAGACACAACUGAUCUACUGUAACUUCUGUUUUCAUCCACAUUUCUGAGCACCUUAAUAAUUAAUCCGCUAACAAGAGUUUGUAUAUGGAAGAAAUGUUCUAUACUUAUAUUUAAUCCAACUCGGCAGCUUUUUAAAGGGGAGGUCUGUAAAUAGUGCCAUACAAGACAGUCUCUGCUUUCCUCGCCAUCCUCUUGCUGUGCUGUCCAGUACAGCGGGGCUACUUACGUUUGUAAAAGAGAAACUGCUGUAUUUUAGCACUGCAAGGCCUGUGUUUAACUACUCCUGUGUGGAUUAUUUCUGCCCUUUUAACAAGCAAUCCGCUGAACGCUCUGAGAUGUGAAGGAAACUCACGUGAGGCUCAGAUAACCAACAGCAGUGUUAGCCCCGGGUUCUGCUCUUGCUGGGACGGGGUGCAGGUUUAGGUGUCGUAGGCCUCGACAAGCCCACAAACGUGUUCUUACCGUGAAGAUCUCACAUCAGGGUGGGGAAAUGCUGGGGGAAACCACUGGCAGCACUGGUGUGAAGGCAGCGUGGAUGGGACGGGUGCAAGUCCAGGUGCAGGGGUGGAGAAGGCCCCCAAAAGGCAAGGAGGUUUGUCUCCAGUCUUUGCUUGGGGCGCUUGGAUGUCCCCCAGAGUGGCUUAGAAAGGGGAAACGAGACAGAGGUUUGGUUCCUGGUGUGUUGCAGAUGAUUGAUAUACCUCAACUAAAGCUCAGCACUUUUACUGGUGGCGGGGGACAUUGCAGUGCCGGGAUGCUGCCGGUCCUGAGCCGGAGCACACCCAGCCAGGCCCGGCUGCCCACGGCCCCGCUCGGCCUCGCCGGCAGCAGCCAGCACGGCUGGGAACGCGAGCCGGGCUGCAGGGAGGGCAUGGAGGGAGGAGAGGGCGGCAGGAGCCUCGGCUGUGUCCUACAGGCUCUCCACGAGGAGCUGACAUGGCCCAUGCCCUGGUGGGAAAGGCCGUGGGGCGGGCAGGGUGAGGGCUGCGGGGUGAGGGCAGCUCUGGAAACUCCCGACCCACAGAACAGCCCCGGCUGCCCUGCGCUCCCACACCGGGACUGCCCGCUCAAACCUCGCCAGCGCUCUCCUCUCCAUCCGUGGCCGCCCCCUGAAAACAGAAGCCAUUUCCCGUGGGCUGUUGCUUCUUCUCCAGAGGCCUGCAGGACUGUUUAUUAUGGCCAUGAAAGAAACAGUUUUGCAUUUGAGCGUUGUCUUGCGGGCCCAUGAUUGAAUUGUAGAAUUGACUCCAUAACAAGCAAAUGGAGCGUGUUGCCGCCACUCCGGAUUUUCCAUCUCGCUUUUUGAGCUCUUAUUUAAUGUUGUUCUAAAACCUCAGCAUCACAUGCUGGGAAAAGGGGAUAAGAGGGAUGGCUUUAAAUUUGUUACCUGAGUGUGCUUAGCUGAUCACAAGCUGGAUCUGUCUCUCAUUUACAGGAAUAAAAUGUAAGGCCUGA
Molecule: messenger RNA, 4849 nt
Organism: Prinia subflava (tawny-flanked prinia)
Lineage: Eukaryota; Metazoa; Chordata; Aves; Passeriformes; Cisticolidae
Gene: MAPK4
Product: mitogen-activated protein kinase 4
Exons: 8
Coding region: 588-2330 (580 amino acids)
Biological process (GO): protein phosphorylation; intracellular signal transduction
Cellular component (GO): nucleus; cytoplasm
Molecular function (GO): MAP kinase activity; ATP binding
Source: RefSeq, a predicted model, not a curated record